CUCUGUUGCAACGUAUGGAGGAGGAGAUGAAAGUGAAUCAAUACAUGGUUUCGGAAAAGCUACCUCGGGAAUUGGAAGUAGCUCGCAAAUACAUUGAGGAUCUGAAUAGAGUGGUUUCACAACCGGCAAUGGGACAAUCGUUUCUGGAUCAACUGAAUGCACAAGUAGGUGUUGCUGGUGGUGGUCGUCUCACUGGUCCAUGA
Molecule: messenger RNA, 203 nt
Organism: Echinostoma caproni
Lineage: Eukaryota; Metazoa; Platyhelminthes; Trematoda; Plagiorchiida; Echinostomatidae
Source: the annotation of a GenBank genome assembly